AUGGCCCAACUGCUGCGCCACCUCGGGUCUUCAAAUCCACCAGCACCUGGAGCAGAGAAGACUCCCAGGCUGUCCACACCCACUUCCAAGCUCUCCAUCUCCUUCCUCGUCGAUGAUCCACCUGCGGACGAAGACAGUUCAAGCUCCAAGCGGAAGCGCCGCCACACCGACGCCCUCGGCGAAUCCCGCGUCAAGGUCGAGCCGGAUGUCGAGCACCCGCAGCCGCCUCGACCAGCCAAGCGAGCACGAGCCCGACCACAGAGCAACUGGUCUGGCGCAGCUGCCUCGGCUUCUUCCGCCCGCUCGAUUAUUCAUCCGCCCGUGGCCCUUCCCACUUCCCUCGCGCCUACGCCCACGCCGCUCCCCGCACCCGCAGCUCAUCAUCCGGCGACGUAUCAAGCCUCCGCCCUCUUUCCGCCGACGCCCUACUUUGUGGUGGCCAAUCCUCAGCUCCUCUCCGCGAUCCACCAACAGCUCCUCCUCGCACAAACCGCCCAGGCCUACCUUCUUCAUCAGGCCAGCCACCAGCAUCCUCAGCAACAGCAGCAGCAUCAACCGCCGCAACGACCAUCGCCGCUUUAUCCGCAGACCGCGCCAGUCUACCUGGGACCGUCGACGCCGCCGGGCCUUUCCUCCGCCUCUUCCCCGCCUUCUUCGCCUGCGCUCCUGAGCUCUUCGCCAUCGUCGCCCCUCCAUGCAGGGGCGGCAUCGACCUCUUCUCGAACUUAUUCCGGCGAGAGCCCAAGUCGUGGCUACGCCUUGGGCGACCGUAACUCCGCGCCCAACCCUCCGGUCGGCAACAACCUCCAUGGCGACAACAUCGAUGUCCAACAGCACACCCAACAGUUGCUCAAGCAAUGGCACCGCCAGCGCCAGGUGCAGAAGAUGCUCUACCUCCAGCAGAAGAAGCACAAGAAGCAACAGCAGCACCAGCGACCCCACGUCCUGGCGCCGGUGCGGGCCACGACCGCGACCACGGCGACGAUGAUCCCGCCCGUGCCCACGUUCACGUCUGCGGCGGUAGGCCAGCCGUCGUCGCUGUCCGCCGAGACCCUGAUGGCCCUCAUCGAUGAGCUCCUUCGGCGCCACGUCGGUUCAGACGCGCCGCGACCAUGCGCCGAAUCGCCUCAAGACAAGAAGGAGAAGGCACAGCCAGCUGGCGGCAAGCGACGUCAUCGCGUGCCGCCCGAGCACCUCCAGGUGUUGGAGGAGGUCUUUGCGGCCGAGCCCUUCCCGCACGCCGAGGCCAAGAACGAGCUGGCUCUUCGGCUGGGCAUGACCAAGCGCAGCAUCACGAUAUGGUUCCAGAACAAGCGGGCCAGGCUCAAGCGGAACGACGAGGAGAUGUCUCCCUCCUCCUCUUCAUCAUCGGCACGGUCCCCUGCCAAGUCGGACGCUGGCAUCGUGUUCCAUCAGCUGACCGUCGAUACCUCCGGCCAACUCGCUAUCAUUCCCGAGUUCCCGCUUCAGGUGUAA
This is a messenger RNA of Acanthamoeba castellanii str. Neff, 1476 nucleotides long. RefSeq names its product homeobox domain containing protein. Gene Ontology annotation, cellular component: nucleus. The coding region runs from base 1 to 1476 and encodes 491 amino acids. NCBI's taxonomy places the organism in Eukaryota, Discosea, Longamoebia, Acanthamoebidae. Gene Ontology annotation, molecular function: DNA binding; DNA-binding transcription factor activity, RNA polymerase II-specific. The transcript has a single exon. Gene Ontology annotation, biological process: regulation of transcription by RNA polymerase II. The record is from RefSeq and is a predicted model, not a curated record.